UUGACAAAGGCGGUGUAGCAUUCCGGACACAAAAUCAAAACAAUGCAACUUUUUUUGCGCAGAACAUAACGAAAGUGAACGAGCAAACGAACAGCAAGGUGGAUCGCUUUAAAUGCACACAGUUGCUCCGUAAUUCGCCCGCGUAAACGACCACCGGCGGUGAUGUUCGAUUUGUUCGGGUUUAUUAGACAAUUGAUCGGCAGCAUGUUGGCGAUAUUUUCCUUCGGCAAAAAGAAGCUCUCCAACUCGCUGAGCGUGUACGUGAAGACCAACACGGGCAAUACGCUGGCGGUGGACCUCGAGCCGCACAUGGACAUAAAAGACGUGAAGGAGAUGGUCGCGCCCCGGCUGGGGCUGGAACCGCAGGAGCUGAAGAUCAUAUUCGCUGGCCGAGAGCUGUCCGAUACGACGACGAUCAGUGAAUGUGACCUAGGGCAGCAGUCAAUAAUACACGUCGUAAAAAGUAGACCGACCGCUAUCAAGACACCGCAGAAGAGACAGGCAAAACCGGCACUGAAUGCAACCAUCUCGGAGGAACCGUCGCCGGAGGAACAGCAGCAGCAACAGCAGCACAACAAACCCCUCUCGGAGACGAUGUCCGAGCUGACGGUGUUGGACGAACGGAAUGGUGACCAGUCCAUCCCGAUCGGCCGCACAAAAGCACACUUUUUCGUGUACUGCUCACAGUGCGAAAAGGUUUGCACCGGAAAGCUGCGUGUACGGUGCGGCAUCUGUGGCAGUGGAGCGUUCACCGUUCAUCGAGAUCCGACCUGCUGGGACGAUGUGCUGAAGCGGAAGCGCAUUACGGGGCACUGUGAAAAUUAUGAGGUUCCUUGUGUGGAAAAUGACGAAGGAGAACCACCGUUUACGGAGUUUUACUUCAAGUGCUCCGAACACUCGUCCGGUGGUGAGAAAGACUUUGCUGCUCCUCUGAGCCUGAUCAAGACGAACCACAAAAAUAUCCCCUGUAUUGCUUGCACCGACACGAGUGAAACAAUUCUCGUGUUCCCGUGUGUUGCCGGCCAUGUCUCCUGUUUGGAUUGCUUCCGCCAGUACUGUGUUACCCGGCUGCUGGAGCGCCAGUUUGUGGAGCAUCCCACCGGCGGCUACACACUGCAAUGUCCUGCCGGAUGCGACAAUUCCUUCAUCGAGGAUGUGCACCACUUUAAGCUGCUGAACAAGGAGCAGUACGAGCGGUACCAGCGGUUCGCGACGGAAGAGUUUGUGCUAAAGAACGGCGGUGUGCUCUGUCCCCAGCCGGGCUGCGGAAUGGGACUGCUGGUCGAUCCCGAGUGUCGACGGAUUCAGUGCCAGAAUGGUUGUGGUUACGUGUUCUGUCGAAGCUGCCUGCAGGGCUACCAUAUAGGGGAGUGCUUCGAAACGCCCACCCCCAGCACGCCCGGCAACGAGCAGGGGUACGCGAUCGAUCCGCUGCGCGCGUCGGAAGCGCGCUGGGACGAGGCGACCAAGAUCGCGAUCAAGGUGACGACGAAACCGUGCCCCCAGUGCCGCACCGCAACCGAGCGCGACGGUGGCUGCAUGCAUAUGGUUUGCACCCGGUCCGGCUGCGGGUUCGAGUGGUGCUGGGUGUGCCAAACCCCGUGGACGCGUGACUGUAUGGCGGCGCACUGGUUUGGAUGAGCAGUUUUUGUUUGUACGUUUGCGGUUUAUUAUCGUACAGAAAUAGAGACAAUUUUUAAAAGAAAGGUUCA
This is a messenger RNA of Anopheles merus, 1712 nucleotides long. It is a transcript of the gene park, whose product is annotated as E3 ubiquitin-protein ligase parkin. The record is from RefSeq and is a predicted model, not a curated record. The transcript is spliced from 5 exons. Lineage: Eukaryota; Metazoa; Arthropoda; Insecta; Diptera; Culicidae. Gene Ontology annotation, biological process: negative regulation of protein phosphorylation; positive regulation of proteasomal ubiquitin-dependent protein catabolic process; regulation of cellular response to oxidative stress. Gene Ontology annotation, molecular function: ubiquitin protein ligase activity; zinc ion binding; ubiquitin conjugating enzyme binding. The coding region runs from base 163 to 1641 and encodes 492 amino acids. Gene Ontology annotation, cellular component: mitochondrion; cytosol; endoplasmic reticulum.